AUGCGGUACCUCACGAUCGUCUCGGCGAUAGUGCUGCUCGCGUCUAUGCUCUCAGGCCAGAACUCGACUUUCCCGAUGCCCACCCAAGGCAUCUACGUGUUCGGUAUCAACUCGCCCGUCAUCCAGCUCUCGCCGACCGCUAUUGGGCCCUCGAACCAGACAUGGAACAUGACGUACUCGAACGUUUCGUCCUCCUCCUUCGUACCCGGCAUGCUCGGUCUCGGACAGGCAAGCUACGCCACGUCCCUGUCGGGUGCGUCUCUCACCUUCCAGUUUGUCGGCACUGGCGUUUCGCUGCUCGGAUCGGCGGGGUUCUUUGACGUCCUCGACUGGCGCGUUGACGGCAUUUCGGUCAACCCGGACGGGAGCACGACCGACAACCAGAACGUAGGCUACGGGUGGGAGUCGGAAGUGGCGUGGGCCCGCGACCUCAAGUGGGGGCUGCACACGGCGACGCUGGUCUUAAAUGCUAUUUACGAAGGGGUCGUGCUGCGUGAAAUCAUGAUUCUGACCGGAAUCCAAGGCGCUGUGCUCACCGACUCACCUACCGAUCCGGUACGCAAGAUCACGUACAGUGUCGACGGCACGAAUCCGAACAAGGAUCUGAACCUGACGGGAAAUUGGGCGGUCUACACUCCCAACGAGGGCGACACGCUGUCCAAGUUCGCCUACCCUCCCUCGGGGUACACCGUCAUCCGUACGAACGCCACCACCACCACCUCAUCGCUCAGGUUUGCCUUGCCCAGCGGCAUAUCAUAUGUCGAGCUCUGGGGGUCCACCGGCUGGGGCUUUGCAAACUACACGGUGAUCCUCACGCCUCCUCCACCGUUUAACCCCCCCGUGGGCCCGUACCAGGGGAACACCGCAUACUAUGUCCCGGCGUACAUCCUCUCAUGGGCCGUCCUUGAUCCGAAUGUGAACUACGUUCUGGAAUACAAGGCUUAUGGAGGUUUGGCUGAGGUAUGGAGUGUGCAGUACUUCUUUUCCAAUACCACGACGCCAAAGGCCGUCGUCGAGACUGGCAAGAAGGGAAGCAGUAUCCCAGUCGGAGCGAUCGCCGGCGGCAUUGCGGCCGCACUCCUCGUAGGUCUAGCACUCUCGGCCCUCGUCGCGAUGGCGCUCUUCCGCGCCUACAAGAAGAGGCAUAGGCCAGCACAGCUAGUCUUCGAAGCCGACCAGGGACGCGAGACCACCCCGCAGCCGUUCUACUCUCCAAGCUCACAGGGGCCGGCACACUUCGGGUACGGUGACGGCUUGCUGGGUCUCAAUCCCGCCCCCGGCGCGUCCAGUCCCCCGCCCAUGAGCCCCACGUCGCAGCCCACGGAAACAAGCAGCAGCGGUAAUGCCUCACGCUCGAGUCGCCACACCAGACCCUCGAUGCACGCCGUCAACGACCCGUUCGCACCGGCGACCUUCAAGACCCCGCGCGCGUCCCUCAGCUCAGAGCAACCGCACGCUCGCGUCUCUGCCCCCGCUCCCCUCCCCGUCACGGUCCAGGAGCGCGAUUCCGGCGCCCAGGUCAUCCAUAUCGUCGAGUAUGUGCCACCCGCGUACGACUCCAAUCUGCAGGCCGCCGACAGCGUCGGCGCCACCCCCUCGCACGCAGGGGUCGCCGAUGAUCCUGCCAAGCCCCGUGGUGUGCGCCCCCUCCCCACCACGCCCCACUAG
Molecule: messenger RNA, 1668 nt
Organism: Vanrija pseudolonga
Lineage: Eukaryota; Fungi; Basidiomycota; Tremellomycetes; Trichosporonales; Trichosporonaceae
Exons: 7
Coding region: 1-1668 (555 amino acids)
Source: RefSeq, a predicted model, not a curated record